Arabidopsis lyrata subsp. lyrata is the source of this 2370-nucleotide messenger RNA. RefSeq names its product subtilisin-like protease SBT4.13. The record is from RefSeq and is a predicted model, not a curated record. The transcript has 10 exons. The coding region runs from base 1 to 2226 and encodes 741 amino acids. Gene Ontology annotation, biological process: proteolysis. NCBI's taxonomy places the organism in Eukaryota, Viridiplantae, Streptophyta, Magnoliopsida, Brassicales, Brassicaceae. Gene Ontology annotation, molecular function: serine-type endopeptidase activity.
AUGGGUAAACGAGCAAUUUCCUCUUGCCUCUUCUCAUGUCUCUUUGCAUUGUUCUUGAAUUCAAUCUUAGGAGUCACAAAUGAUCCUCAAGACCAACAGGUGUAUGUGGUCUACAUGGGAUCACUUCCGUCUAGUGAAGACUACACACCAAUGUCUGUCCACAUGAAUAUUCUUCAAGAGGUAACUGGAGAGAUCGAGAGUUCCAUCGAGAAUCGCUUGGUGAGAAGUUACAAGAGGAGUUUCAACGGGUUCGCAGCUCGACUCACUGAAUCAGAACGAGAAAAAGUAGCCAAAAUGGAGGGAGUUGUGUCUGUGUUCCCGAACAUGAACUUAAAACUCCAAACGACGACAUCUUGGGACUUCAUGGGUUUAAUGGAAGGAAAGAGGACGAAGAGGAAACCGACCAUGGAAAGUGAUACCAUUAUUGGAGUCAUCGACGGUGGGAUCACACCGGAAUCCGAAAGCUUCUCCGACAAAGGCUUUGGUCCUCCUCCUAAGAAAUGGAAAGGUGUUUGUUCCGGUGGAACAAACUUCACCUGCAACAACAAGUUGGUCGGGGCAAGGGACUACACAAAAAGAGGUGCUAGGGAUUAUGAUGGCCAUGGUACACACACCGCGUCCACGGCGGCUGGAAACGUAGUCCCUGAUAUAAGCUUCUUUGGACUCGGUAAUGGAACAGUGAGAGGUGGUGUUCCGGCCUCAAGAAUAGCCGCUUAUAAAGUCUGCAACUAUUUAUGUACUUCGGCAGCUGUACUGGCUGCGUUUGAUGACGCAAUCGCCGAUGGUGUGGAUCUCAUCACCAUCUCUAUCGGGGGAGAUAAGGCGUCGGAGUACGAAAGAGACCCCAUCGCAAUCGGGGCUUUCCACGCUAUGGCCAAGGGGAUUCUCACUGUGAAUUCAGCCGGUAACAACGGUCCAAAAGCUGGUGUGGUCUCGUGCGUAGCGCCGUGGAUCUUAACAGUUGCAGCCAGUACCACAAACCGUGGGUUUGUCACCAAAGUUGUUCUCGGAGACGGCAAGACACUUGUCGGGAAAUCAGUGAAUACUUUUGAUCUGAAAGGAAAGAAAUACCCUCUGGUGUAUGGAAAAUCUGCUGGUAUCUCUGCUUGUGAGGAGGAAUCCGCCAAGGAAUGUAAGACGGGGUGUCUAGAUCCAUCCCUUGUGAAGGGGAAAAUCGUAUUGUGUCGUCAAUCGGAAGACUUUGAUAUAAACGAAGUUUUAUCAAAUGGAGCUGUUGCAGCCAUUCUUGUGAAUCCUAAAAAAGACUAUGCCUCCGUCAGCCCUUUGCCCCUCUCUGCUCUCUCACAAGAUGAGUUUGAGUCUCUUGUCUCUUACAUUAACUCCACAAAGUUCCCGCAAGCGACUGUUCUAAGAAGUGAAGCAAUCUUUAAUCAGACAUCUCCUAAAGUUGCUUCUUUCUCUUCUCGUGGUCCAAACACCAUCUCUGUGGAUCUUCUCAAGCCAGAUAUAACAGCACCAGGAGUGGAGAUCCUCGCUGCGUAUUCACCUGACAGCACACCGACUGAAAGCGAGUUUGACACUAGACAUGUAAAGUUCUCUGUUAUGUCGGGAACUUCAAUGUCUUGUCCGCACGUUGCUGGUGUAGCUGCGUACGUCAAGACGUUUAAUCCUAAAUGGUCUCCUUCAAUGAUCCAUUCUGCUAUCAUGACAACCGCCUGGCCAAUGAAUGCUACUGGAACUGACUUUGCAUCAACCGAGUUUGCCUAUGGAGCUGGCCAUGUUGAUCCAAUAGCUGCGACAAAUCCUGGACUCGUCUAUGAAAUGGACAAAGCAGAUCACAUUGAUUUUCUCUGCGGCUUGAACUACACCGCGGAUACCCUAAAACUCAUAUCUGGUGAAACAAUUACUUGCACUAAAGAAAACAAAAUCUUACCAAGAAACCUCAACUAUCCUUCAAUAUCAGCUCAAUUGCCAAGAUCUAAAAGCUCCGUCACUGUGACAUUCAACAGAACUGUCACUAAUGUUGGAACGCCCAACUCAACAUACAAAUCAAAGGUGGUCUUAAAUCACGGAUCAAAGCUCAGUGUCAAGGUCACGCCUAGCGUUCUGUCUUUUAAGACAGUGAGUGAAAAGAAGUCUUUCACGGUGACUGUCACAGGUAGCGAUAGCUUCCCAAAACUGCCUUCAUCUGCAAAUUUAAUAUGGUCUGAUGGCACACAUAAUGUGAGAAGCCCUAUUGUUGUUUAUACUGAUGAUGCAUAUUGAUAACUGAUAAGGGCACUUAAGUGUUUCAGUUCACAUCUUUCUACCGUCAUCAUCAAACAUUGUAAUAUUCAAUAUAUAUCAUUAUUGUUGUCCCUUUGCCUUGUUUCUUGUUUUAGUAAACUUCAGUAAGUUCACCAAACACUC